UAGGAACCAAAACCGGGUACUGUUGGAAGUUAAGUGGCGGUGGUUCCGCCGCUUGGAAACUAAACAACAGCUAUAGUGGUAUUCUAACUCUCCUUUGUUUUUACAUCAUUUCCGUGGUCUAACCUUCUUCUUUUCUCACUAUAUAUUAAAUCUCCACUCUCUCUCCUUCAACACCGAUUACCAACUCACUCAUCAAUUCUAGUUUCUUCAUUCUCUUUAACUAUCAUUCUUUUUCCUCAUGUCGAACACAGCUGGUCAAGUCAUCAAAUGCAAAGCCGCGGUUGCAUGGGAGGCAGGGAAGCCACUGGUGAUUGAAGAAGUAGAGGUGGCACCACCACAGGCUGGUGAAGUGCGUUUGAAGAUCCUCUACACCUCCCUUUGCCACACCGAUGUUUACUUCUGGGAAGCCAAGGGCCAGACUCCAUUGUUUCCUCGUAUAUUUGGUCAUGAAGCUGGAGGGAUUGUGGAGAGCGUAGGUGAGGGUGUGACUCAUCUCAAACCAGGGGAUCAUGCCCUCCCUGUGUUUACCGGAGAGUGUGGGGAUUGUUCACAUUGUAAGUCAGAGGAGAGCAACAUGUGUGAUCUGCUCAGGAUCAACACUGAUCGGGGUGUCAUGAUCCAUGACAGCCAAACAAGAUUUUCUAUUAAAGGAAAGCCUAUUUACCAUUUUGUUGGUACCUCUACAUUCAGUGAAUACACUGUUGUCCAUGCUGGAUGUGUUGCCAAAGUCAACCCUGAAGCCCCACUUGACAAAAUCUGUGUUCUCAGUUGUGGAAUCUGCACAGGUCUUGGGGCCACUGUCAAUGUUGCAAAACCAAAACCUGGUUCUUCUGUUGCCAUCUUUGGACUUGGAGCUGUUGGCCUUGCUGCUGCUGAAGGGGCAAGGAUUUCUGGUGCAUCUAGAAUUAUUGGGGUUGAUUUAGUUUCCAGCCGAUUUGAAGAAGCUAAGAAGUUUGGGGUCAAUGAAUUUGUGAACCCAAAAGAUCAUGACAAGCCUGUACAACAGGUGAUUGCUGAAAUGACAAAUGGGGGUGUGGAUCGUGCUGUGGAAUGUACUGGCAGCAUUCAGGCCAUGAUCUCAGCAUUCGAAUGUGUCCACGAUGGUUGGGGUGUUGCUGUACUUGUUGGAGUUCCAAACAAAGAUGAUGCAUUCAAAACUCAUCCAAUGAAUUUCUUGAAUGAGAGGACUCUCAAGGGUACCUUCUAUGGUAACUACAAACCCCGCACUGAUCUACCUGCUGUUGUGGAGAAGUACAUGAGUGGGGAAUUGGAACUGGAUAAAUUCAUCACUCACACAGUUGGAUUCUCAGAGAUCAACAAAGCUUUUGAUUACAUGCUGAAAGGGGAGUCCAUCAGAUGCAUCAUUCGUAUGGGGGAGUAAAACUAUGGAACAAUGAUGAUGGCAUAGUCCCUGUUGGGGGACUGAGUUCUCUUUCUGGUUGUGAAAAGAAGAAAAUAAAUUUCUUAUAUAAAUCUCUUUAGGGCUUUUGAAUUUGUGAACAUUUUUGUAAGUUUGAAUGUAGAGGAUGGUAGUUUCUUUGCUGCCGUUAUUGUCUAAUGCAUGUUAAAUAUAAUGCCGUUUUUGUUGAUUUGUUGUUCUUGUGGUAAUUUAAAUGAGAUUUUUUUCUUGAGGAAAAAUUUCAUAUGCACCACAAUUGUUCAACGCAGGUCCAAUAGUGUGGUUUUGGUGAAAAAAGAAAAUGUUAUUUGUA
Molecule: messenger RNA, 1712 nt
Organism: Cajanus cajan (pigeon pea)
Lineage: Eukaryota; Viridiplantae; Streptophyta; Magnoliopsida; Fabales; Fabaceae
Gene: ADH1
Product: alcohol dehydrogenase 1
Biological process (GO): formaldehyde catabolic process
Cellular component (GO): cytosol
Molecular function (GO): S-(hydroxymethyl)glutathione dehydrogenase [NAD(P)+] activity; zinc ion binding; alcohol dehydrogenase (NAD+) activity
Source: RefSeq, a predicted model, not a curated record